CGCGCGUUGGGUCAUGUCGCGAAGGUCCGCAUCGAAGCUCACCGCGCUCGCCGCGCGCGUCGCGUCGUCGUCGUCGUCGUCGCCCGCGGGUGGCGUCGCGUCGUCGCCGUCCGGGUUCAACCGCGCCGCGGCGGCGCUCCUCGCCGGGGCGCCCGCGCGACGCGGAGCCCCGGGAUCUUCCCCUUGGGGUGCCGUGGGGGGCGCGACCCGCGCGGUCUCUUUCGGAGCGCUCGUCGCACCCCGCGGAGGCUUCGCGCAGCAGCCGCACGGGCUUCACCACCACCGCCGAGGCAUCUUCAUCCAGACGCAGACCACCCCGAACCCGGCGUCCUUGAUGUUCAUGCCCGGCAAGCCCGUGUACGAGGAGGGCGGGACGAAGAAUUUCGCAAACCCGCGCGAGGGGAUGGCCAGCCCGCUGGCCAAGAAACUCUUCCUCAUCGACGGGGUCACCUCCGUCUUCUUCGGCCAGGACUUCGUCACGGUGACGAAGAGCGAGGAGCACGAGUGGGGGACGCUGAAACCCGAGGUGUUCGCGGCGAUCAUGGACUAUUACGCGUCCGGCGAGCCGAUCAUCACGGAUGAGGCGGAGCUGGCCAACGCCGGGACAGCCAUCACCGAGGACGACGACGAGAUCGUGGCGAUGAUCAAGGAGCUCCUGGAGACCCGCAUUCGCCCCGCGGUCGCGGAGGACGGCGGCGACAUCGUGUUCAAGGGAUGGAACGCCGACACCGGGGUCGUCACGGUCAAGAUGCAGGGAGCGUGCGACGGGUGCCCGAGCUCCAGCGUCACGCUCAAGAGCGGCAUCGAGAACAUGCUGAGGCACUACGUCCCGGAGGUGAACAGCGUGGAGCAGGAGGUGGAGGAAGGGGAGGGGAUGGAUUUGCUGGACAUGGCGACCAUGAACCGAUAGGAGGAGGGGACGGGCGCGCUUGUAAGAGUACGUUAAUUCGUUUGUUUACAUCGUUAUCCUGUGUCGUCAUCCUGCUUGAUUUCUUUGUAAGCCUUGGCGCCGGCUUGCGAGAGGAUCAGGUUCAUGCUCACCAAAGACUGGAACCAGGAACUCCCUUCGCCAACAUCGUAAAAAUGCGGCGAGCCAACAUCUCUUCCCAGUUCAGCUCCAUGCUUCGUGUUCUCAGAUUCAAGUGCGCUGAAUGCCGUCAGAUUGCAUUCAGGGUAGAUUCUCUGGUUGCUGACACUUGCUUUGCGGAAUGCCUGUAAAUACCUGACGUAAUCAUCUAUCCGCUCGGGGUUGACACAGAAAUGAUCUACUGUCAAGCAUUUGAAUCCAAGAAUGUCCAAAGGAGUGUAACAUCCGUUGCGAAGAUGCUCCUUCUCUUCACUUGAGCACAGCCACCAAUGACAGUCGGGAGUCUGCAUCAAAUAUUUGCCAUCAACAACUGCGUUGACGUCAGCGCCAGCCGUGAGCAGUGCAACCACGGAUCCCAUGUCCAUGCGUAAUACGGCGGCGUGCAAGGGUGUGCAGAAGUGAGGCCCCUUCUUUUUGUUCACAUCCGCACCUAGCCUGAUGAGCUCCAUCACAACGUCUGUCCGGCGCUGCUCGGCGGCGAGGAGCAGAGGAGUGUUACCUCUGGAGUCAUAGGCGUCAACGUCGGCUCCGGCUUCUACGAGAAGUCUCAUCACUUUUGGCUGGCCGUACAGAGCGGCUAAGUGAAGAGGUGUAUGCCAGCCAGAGGAGUAUACGCAUUGCAUAUAGUCCGAUUGGGCGUGCACGUCGUGUUCGCCCGCUUCAAUCAUGGCUUUGAUCGCCGGAAGGUUGCCAGAGCGCACAGCCGUCUCGAGGGGAUAGUCAGUCGCAUGAUCCUGCCAAUGUAUCGUUAUAUUAUAAAUUUUAUUCCAUGCUC
Micromonas commoda is the source of this 1862-nucleotide messenger RNA. RefSeq lists its product with no specific name. Gene Ontology annotation, cellular component: mitochondrion. NCBI's taxonomy places the organism in Eukaryota, Viridiplantae, Chlorophyta, Mamiellophyceae, Mamiellales, Mamiellaceae. Gene Ontology annotation, molecular function: iron ion binding; iron-sulfur cluster binding. The record is from RefSeq and is a predicted model, not a curated record. The coding region runs from base 14 to 910 and encodes 298 amino acids. The transcript has a single exon. Gene Ontology annotation, biological process: iron-sulfur cluster assembly.